Messenger RNA from Patella vulgata (common limpet), 965 nucleotides. RefSeq names its product proteasome subunit alpha type-4. The transcript is spliced from 8 exons. Gene Ontology annotation, biological process: ubiquitin-dependent protein catabolic process. NCBI's taxonomy places the organism in Eukaryota, Metazoa, Mollusca, Gastropoda, Patellidae. The record is from RefSeq and is a predicted model, not a curated record. Bases 65 to 853 code for a protein of 262 amino acids. Gene Ontology annotation, cellular component: cytosol; nucleus; proteasome core complex.
AUUUCUUUCCGCUUAAAAUACUUAGUUUGAUUUUUUUAUUUCAGCUUUGAAUUAGAUUUCCAACAUGGCAAGAAGAUAUGAUUCAAGAACAACAAUUUUUUCCCCUGAAGGGCGUCUUUACCAAGUGGAAUAUGCAAUGGAAGCCAUUGGUCAUGCUGGUACCUGCCUUGGUAUUUUAGCCAAAGAUGGGGUUCUCUUAGCAGCAGAGAGAAGAAACACCAAUAAACUUCUUGAUGAAGUCUCAUUUUCAGAAAAAAUAUACAAAUUAUAUGAUGAUAUGGCUUGUAGUGUAGCAGGAAUUACAGCUGAUGCUAAUGUGUUGACCAAUGAUCUAAGACUUAUAGCUCAACGGUAUACUUUACAAUAUCAAGAACCAAUACCAUGUGAACAACUUGUCAGUUCUCUUUGUGAUAUCAAACAAGUCUACACACAAUUUGGAGGUAAAAGGCCAUUUGGUGUGUCAUUAUUAUAUAUGGGAUGGGAUCGACAUUAUGGUUUUCAAUUAUAUCAAAGUGAUCCAAGUGGUAACUAUGGUGGAUGGAAAGCAACAUGUAUUGGUAACAAUAGCGCUAAUGCUGUAUCUAUGUUAAAACAAGAAUACAAAGAAGGAGAAACUUCUCUACAAGAAGCAUUGGCACUUGCUGUCAAAGUAUUAAGCAAAACAUUAGAUAUGACAAAAUUGACCCCUGACAAAGUUGAAAUUGCAACAUUGACUAGAGAGAACGGUAAAACUAAGAUAGGAGUUUUAGGUGUGAAUGAAGUUGAAAAGUUGAUCAAAGUAUAUCAGGAGGAGGAAGCUAAAAUUGAAGCAGAGAAAAAGAAAGAGGCUGAAAAGAAGAAAAGUUCAUCAUGAAGUCACUAGUUAAUUUAUCCUUUCGUAUAAGUGCUCUCCAUUUUUUGGUCCAUAAACAUCUUUAUUGUCACAUGUGAAAAUAGAACUACAAAAUAAAAAUGUUAAAUUUUGA